Mirounga angustirostris (Northern elephant seal) is the source of this 4760-nucleotide messenger RNA. It is a transcript of the gene RAD54B, whose product is annotated as RAD54 homolog B. Bases 251 to 2986 code for a protein of 911 amino acids. The record is from RefSeq and is a predicted model, not a curated record. Gene Ontology annotation, molecular function: ATP binding; DNA translocase activity; ATP-dependent chromatin remodeler activity. Lineage: Eukaryota; Metazoa; Chordata; Mammalia; Carnivora; Phocidae. The transcript is spliced from 15 exons. Gene Ontology annotation, biological process: double-strand break repair via homologous recombination; reciprocal meiotic recombination. Gene Ontology annotation, cellular component: nucleus.
GGUCCCAGGGAGAGGCGACUGUGGGCGGUGGUCUCUCAGCGGUCCGCCGGCUUUCCUUCUGCGGUGCUUGGGUGUAUUUCCACCAGGACUAAUCUACGUUAGCCUGCACGGUAUUUGCCGGUUAAUUAAUAGACGAUGUCUGUGGACACUUUAAACGGGGCCACAAAGUCAGAGGAGCGACUUAAGUCACGAAGUGUAACUGCUCCUUAACGGUAGUAGGAAGCCGAAAACCAGGUCAGCAUUGCUGAAUAUGAGACGAUCUGCAGCACCAAGUCAGUUGCAGGGGAAUCCCUUCAAAAAACUAAAAUUUAUACCACCAGGGAGAAGUAAUCCAAGUCCAAAUGAAGAGAAUACAAAGAUGAGUCCAGACGUAAAAUUAUUUGAGAUUGUUGCAAGUAAGAACACCUUCCUCCAGUUACAAAAUAAUCCCAGAAUAUGCAGUUUAAAUCUGCCUACUGAGGGAAGUGCUAGAGAAAUUAAUCAUGGGCAUAAUUACACUGGGAAACACUGUUCUGAAGCAUCUGUAAUGGUAAAGUUAGAUCCGCCUCAUACAGUUCACUCAGCCCCUAAAGAAAUAACAGUACCUAAAGGACAAGAAGAGGAAGAACCUGAUAGCCUAGUUAAAUAUUUCAGUGUUGUUUGGUGUAAGGCUUCAAAGAAAAAACACAAAAAGUGGGAAGGUGAUGCUGUUCUCAUUGUAAAGGGAAAGUCACUUACAUUAAAGGAUUUGGAAGGCAAAGACAUUGGAAGAGGCAUUGCAUAUAAAUUCAAAGAGCUUGAAAAGAUUGAAGAGGGCCACAGAGUGAUGAUUGGUGGAAAAGAAGUAGAAGUCAUGGGUAUAAUCUCUCCAGAUGAUUUCAACAGUGGCAGAUGUUUUCAGCUUGGAGGAGGAAGCCCUGCUAUCUCAAGUUCUUCUCAAGCUGCCAAGAAGUGUUUCUCUAACCCCUUCAAAAGUGUUUGUAAACCAAGUUCAAAGGAAAAUAGACUGAAUGGUUUCCAAGAUUGUAAACCACGCCAUGACCCACAUGUACCAAAUUCUCUUGUAAUGUCACGACCUGACAAUAAUCACCAGUGGAUGUUCAAUAAGAACUGUUUCCCUAUUGUGGAUGUGGUGAUAGAUCCUCAUCUUGUAUAUCAUCUCCGACCACAUCAGAAAGAAGGAAUCAUAUUCCUUUAUGAAUGUGUAAUGGGAAUGAGAGUGAAUGGAAGAUGUGGAGCUAUUCUUGCUGAUGAAAUGGGUUUAGGGAAAACGUUGCAAUGUAUUUCGCUCAUCUGGACUCUACAGUGUCAGGGACCCUAUGGAGGCAAGCCAGUAAUAAAGAAGACGCUUAUUGUCACACCUGGAAGCUUGGUGAAUAAUUGGAGGAAGGAAUUUCAAAAAUGGCUAGGAAGUGAAAGAAUCAAGAUAUUUCCUGUUGAUCAGGACCAUAAAGUAGAAGAAUUCACCAAAUCUCCGUUUUAUUCUGUUCUUAUCAUCAGUUAUGAAAUGUUACUUCGUUCUUUGGAUCAAAUUAAGAAUGUAAAAUUUGAUCUUCUAAUCUGUGAUGAGGGGCAUCGUUUGAAGAACAGUGCCAUUAAGACAACUACAGCCCUCAUUAGCCUCUCUUGUGAGAAAAGAGUAAUUCUAACUGGUACUCCAGUUCAGAAUGAUCUUCAAGAAUUUUUUGCAUUAAUUGAUUUUGUAAAUCCAGGAAUAUUAGGCUCUUUGUCAUCUUACAGAAAAAUAUAUGAAGAACCCAUCAUUAUAUCCAGACAGCCUUCUACUUCUGAGGAAGAAAAGGAGUUAGGAGAGAAAAGAGCAGCUGAACUUACUUGCCUUACUGGACUCUUUAUCCUUAGAAGAACCCAAGAAGUCAUAAAUAAAUAUCUUCCACCUAAAAUAGAGAAUGUAGUCUUUUGCCGACCAAGAGCGCUACAGGUUGAGCUUUAUCGAAAGCUGUUGAAUUCUCAGGCUGUCAGGUUCUGCCUUCAGGGGUUGUUGGGAAAUAGUCCUCAUCUAAUAUGUAUAGGAGCUCUUAAAAAACUGUGCAACCACCCCUGCCUGUUGUUCAACUCUAUAAAGGAAAAAGAAUACAGCUCAACUUGGGAUGGAAAUGAAGAAAGGAGUCUAUAUGAAGGCUUAGUAGAUGUGUUCCCUGCUGAUUAUAACCCUCUCAUGUUUGCUGAGGAAGAGUCCGGAAAACUACAGGUGCUGUUGAAGCUCUUAGCAGUUAUUCAUGAACUUCGUCCUACUGAAAAGGUGGUGUUGGUAUCCAACUACACACAAACCUUGAAUAUUCUACAAGAAGUAUGCAAGCGUCAUGGAUAUACUUAUACAAGACUUGAUGGACAAACACCAAUCUCUCAAAGACAGCAAAUUGUUGAUUGCUUCAAUAGUAAAUACUCUUCUGAUUUUAUUUUUUUGUUAAGUUCAAAAGCUGGUGGUGUGGGACUUAACCUUAUUGGAGGAUCUCAUUUAAUUCUCUAUGACAUUGAUUGGAAUCCAGCCACUGAUAUCCAGGCAAUGUCUAGAGUAUGGAGAGAUGGUCAGAAACAUCCUGUACAUAUUUACAGGCUCCUAACCACAGGUACAAUAGAAGAAAAGAUUUAUCAAAGACAGAUCAGUAAGCAAGAUCUUUCUGGGGCAGUCGUAGACCUAACCAAGACAUCUGAACAUAUCCAGUUUUCAGUAGAGGAGCUAAAAAAUUUGUUCACGUUACAUGAAAGUUCACAUUGUGUUACUCAUGACCUGCUUGACUGUGAAUGUACAAGAGACAAAGAUGGUACAGGUGGUUCACUGGAAAAAUUCCCUAUCUCUAGAAAUUGUCAGCUUGGUCCACAUCAUCAGAAGUCUAACUCUAUGAAACCUCUCUCCAUGUCACAGCUGAAGCAAUGGAAGCAUUUUUCUGGAGAUCAUUUAAAUCUUACAGAUCCUUUUCUUGAAAGAAUCAGAGAAAAUGUCUCAUUCUUUUUUCAGAAUAUAACCAAUCAAAGUACUGCUAUAUAAGGAAAGAUUACUUCAUGACAUUCCCUUGCCCCCCCUUUAAAAAAGUUAACAUAGUAAUUAAAUGUAAUUUUUGAAAAUUAAUAGAAUUAUUUAAAUUAUGUUUUGUUGCAAAAUGUAUCAUAGUUUUGAUACAGUCAAAACUUGAGUUUAAUUUUUUGUAUGUGUUCUUCAGUGUUGAAACAUUAAAGACGUAAUUCUGUCAUCAUAUAGUUAUUUAUUAGUAUUCCAUAAUUAAUGCACCUUAUUAAAUACCCAUUAAGGAAUUUUCAUAAGGAAUAUAAAAAAGUAAAAUACCUAGUCCCUGUCUUUGGGAAAUCUAAUCUACGUAGGAAUAUUAGACCUAGAUGUGUGAGAUCAGUUUCAACUAGAGCGCAAGGGAGAAAGGGAAUCAGAGACUAGGACUGCAGAGGCUGAAGAUGCUGAGUGUAAUAGUUGCUGCAGGGCAGUAUGAGUGAGAAUGAUCAGCAGGUUGGGACAGGAGAUGAAGGAUAAUGGGACAUGGUGCACUUCAGAACACCAGUUUGUAAUAUGGGACCUCAGACUCAUGGGGGACUGACAAGGAGUCUAUAAAUCUAUGCCCACCAGACAUUGUUUGCACUCUGAAUAAGGAAAGUUUCGGCUACCAUCAUGUCAAGGGUUGUCUGUAAUAAUUUCUGACAUAAAAAGAAAGUUUUAAUGUACAAAGUAAGCUUUAGAAAGCUGAAGCCUACAAAGAGAAAGGAGUUACUCAGUCUCCAGUUAGGGCUUCUAUAAUCAGCUUCUGCUUCCAUUUGGGAAAAUUUCUUUUAGACUGAAUAUUAUCUUGAGGUCUUGAAUAAAGACUCAAUUAUAUAUCAACAAAUCUGAGCUCUUCAGAUUUCUAGUGCCAUACCUGGGCAAUUAUACAUCUAGGACUCAUGAUGAACAGGCAGUCUGGGACCAAAUUUGUCAGUGAGGAGGUACUCAGCUAAUAAUAAGCAAAAAUGGUGUUUCUUAGCCCUAGGUAUAGGCCUCAUCUAUGAGGCUUUACAUAUAAAACUUCUUUCAGUAUCUGUGAUAUUAUUCUCAGGUGUGAAAUCCUUAAAAAAAUACAAUGAUAGGGACUAGUAACUUUAUUGUUUAUCUAAAAUCGUAGAGGAUGCUAGAGCAUGCUGUCUGGAUUUCCAGAUUAUUCAUUUCCCUGGCUAUCUGCCACCACUCCUAGCCAAAUCCCUACCUAAGUAUAGCCCUGAGCUGAAAAGAGGUGCCUCACCCAAGGUUUGCUCCCUCCCCGGAGUAGCUGAAUCCAGUGCUUUGUUGAUGCAGGAUGGAAAGGCCAAGCUCCAGAGCUCUUCAACUGAGGUCUUUGCUGCAGCUUCAUUUGGGGGGCAGCUAUUCUCUCCGUUCAGUCGUGCUUCCCUCACUCUCUCAAAGAUGUUGUUCCAAAUAGCACUUCCCAACAAAUUCCCUGCAAGAAGGUGUGCUUCUGCGUGUUUUCCAGGGAAGCUGACCCAAGAGUGUAUCCCUGGAGUAUCACUGAAGAAAAGCAUUUUAAUAAUAAUAGUUGGUGGCAUUCAAUUGUAAAUACUUGUGGGCUGAAUAAUCAUUUAAUUGGAUGAGCUGAUAAUAUGAAAGUUUAAAAAAUAGUGUAAGUUGGGGCGCCUGGGUGGCUCAGUCAUUAAGCGUCUGCCUUCGGCUCAGGUCAUGGUCCCAGGGUCCUGGAAUCGAGCCCCACAUCGGGCUCUCUGUUCAGCGGGAAGCCUGCUUCUCCCUCUCCCACUCCCCCUGCUUGUGUUCCCUCUCUCACUGUGUCUCU